Molecule: messenger RNA, 2760 nt
Organism: Haplochromis burtoni (Burton's mouthbrooder)
Lineage: Eukaryota; Metazoa; Chordata; Actinopteri; Cichliformes; Cichlidae
Gene: hnrnpd
Product: heterogeneous nuclear ribonucleoprotein D
Exons: 8
Coding region: 379-1329 (316 amino acids)
Biological process (GO): regulation of gene expression
Cellular component (GO): nucleoplasm
Molecular function (GO): RNA binding
Source: RefSeq, a predicted model, not a curated record
GUUUGACAGCCGUUUUUAACCGACGAAGAAGAAGAUGACGGCGACGAAAACAAAGCGACGCUCAUAAGUCCCCUCUCAAUAUUAUCGUAACUUCAACCUAAUUUUUUUUCAUACCGAGCGUUGUUUUCUCCAAAUUCAUACUAACCCCACAUUGGAUUCACGUAACCCAACCAGUUAGCUUGUUCUAACUAGCGACGGACAUUUUAUUUAACAGCAUAUGAUAUCAAAAUAUUAGCCAGCGACUAGCCUGUCAUCAGUUAGCUGACAGAAGCCAGACAGUUAGCUUAGCUCCAGCAGAGAUAUCUGACGUAGCUUUGAGUUCAGAGCCCUUUAGGGGUGAAGCUUUAGUUUAAGUCUUGUUCCAGAAAAACCCGAAACAUGUCGGAUGAUUAUGAAUUAAGCGACGACCCGAACAUGAUGAGAAUGGAGGAGGAUGGAGAGGCGAACAGUGACGACCCGAUGUCAGCAGCGGGGGACUGUGGCCUUAUGGGGGGCGAGGCCGAAGGAUCAAGGAUCGACGCCAGUAAAAACGAGGAGGAUGAAGGGAAGAUGUUUGUUGGAGGCCUCAGCUGGGACACGACUAAGAAGGACCUGAAAGAUUACUUUUCAAAGUUUGGGGAAGUGGUAGACUGCACGUUAAAGCUGGACCCCAUGACUGGACGGUCAAGGGGUUUUGGGUUUGUGCUCUUCAAAGAACCUGAAAGUGUUGAUAAGGUUGCCUCACAGAAAGAACAUAAACUUAAUGGGAAGGUGAUUGACCCCAAAAAAGCCAAGGCUAUGAAGAGCAAGGAGCCAGUAAAGAAGAUCUUUGUUGGUGGCCUCUCUCCUGACACUCCUGAAGAGAAAGUCAGAGAGUAUUUUGGUGCCUUCGGAGAGGUGGAGUCCGUUGAGCUUCCCAUGGAGAACAAAACAAACAAAAGGAGAGGCUUCUGUUUCAUCACAUUCAAGGAGGAGGAGCCAGUAAAGAAGAUUAUGGAGAAAAAGUACCACAAUAUUGGAUUAAGCAAGUGUGAAAUAAAAGUGGCGAUGUCUAAGGAGCAGUACCAACAGCAGCAGUAUUGGGGUGGCAGAGGAGGAUAUUCAUCUAGGUCUCGGGGAAGAGGUGGCCCAAAUCAAAAUUGGAACCAGGGUUAUGGCAACUACUGGAAUCAAGGCUAUGGAAAUUAUGGCAACUAUGGUUACAGUAAUCAAGGCUAUGGAGGAUAUGGUGGCUAUGAUUACUCUGGUUACAACAACUAUUAUGGCUAUGGUGACUACAACAAUCAAUCUGGUGGUUAUGGCAAGUCGCCACGACGUGGUGGUCACACGAACAGUUACAAGCCGUAUUAAUAGGGGAAACCCUCCUCUUGAAAUAGCGGAGCUUCCUUGCAGGCCAUGAGCUGACUCCCAGAUACUCUCAGGGCCCGCUCAAUGCGGACCGGGUAUGAGAAGCAUACGCUCUCGAAUGCUGCCAUUUGGUAUGGUCUUCCAACAUCCUGUAUCAGCAUUUCUAAACUAAACAAUAUGGGACACGUCCAGCUUUGUCAUCUUUCUUUCAAUUUUUUAAUUUCUUUGCAAUUGUUUGUAAUGUAAAACGUAAAAUAUACAUAUGUAAUUGUCAUUUUUUACAGGCCCUUACUCCCCCACAAGUAAUAAUUAUAAAUCUGAAAAAAUAACUUUGUUUUUUAAAGGAUACAUACAGCUUUCUCUGGACUUUCCAGUUCCUAAUGUUAAUAUAUGCAUCCCUAAUCUUAAUUAAAAUGCUUGUUUCUUUAUUUAGCUCUUGUAGCCAGUAGUCCAUGAGCUAAAACCUGGUUCGUAUUUGGACUCUACUGUGCUGGGGGAUAAAGUGCUUUAAUUUGUGUACAUGUAUUGUUCUGUUUUGUGUUACUCACAGCGAUGGAAAAGGCUCCUCCUUUUGUUAAUUUUCCUGUAACAAAUUUUCCUCUUAUAACCUUUGGUAAAAUGAGAAGAAUCAAAGUGUCACUACAUCUCCAGAAAAUUUGCAUGUAAUGCUUUCUUUAAUGUGUAUUUUUGACCAAUCUGAACAUUUCUUCCAUUUAGUAUUUUGGCUUUGACUUCUUCAAUUUAAUGCACUUCAAGAUCUCUAGCUUAACUUUCUAACUUUUUAUGUAAUAUGUUAAAAUAAUCAGUUUGGUUUUUUUCUUAUAGUUUUUUUAUUACAUUGGACAUUAUAAACACAGGGGAUUCCUAUUGUUUUGCAAUCUUACCCUCUUUGUUUGUCUAUAGCUGAUUUAUUGUUGUUUGUUUUUCAUAGGUUUCAGAGUGAUGAAAGUCUACCGUGCGCUGUUGGAGCCUUGGCCAGAGAGAUGAUGGCAUCCAGCAAAGAUUACUUAGCUUCUUCAAUUACUAGACAGUAAUUGAAGAACACCGAGACCUACAGUACAUUUUCUCCUAUACCUACUGAGUAUUUCAUUGUUAUGCAUUUAUUUGGAUUGCUGCAAUGUUUGAUCAGUUUGCUUUCCUCAUCCCUUCGUUUUUUGUACUUAUGUCCAAAUGCUAACUUGUGAACUGCUUCAUAUAUUCCAUGACUGAAAUGUAACAUUGGUUGGAACAAAUCACUCACAUAUUCAGUAAUGUGGUAGCAAAGAUACAAAAUGUGUUAUUACAAUUCAUUAUCUUUAUCAUAGUCAUCAAUCAUAUAUUAAAUAUGUUAUUACAGAGUUUGACAGUCAUAAACAUACAAUAUAUAUACAGUGUAUUGGACAUGAAGAAAUGCGACAAAUAAAAAUAAACACAUUUGAAUUUCUGUUCCAUUAA